AUGCUUCCUUUACGACCAGGACCGAUGCUUUUAUUGCCUGCCGUUCAAUCUCAUAUUCGAUUUAUUCGCCCAGAAAAUCCAAUGAAUAAUUCAAAUUCUCUUUCGUCAUUACCAAAAUCAUUUCCGAUUCCAAUAGAAGGACGAGAUGAUUUUUUUUCUGUGGAUCCAAGAUCACUGAGUAUUGAACAACUCAAUAAAUAUAAAACAGAAAUAGAUCAAUUAAUUAAUGCAGAAAAAAAUAAGUUUGAAAGAAUUCAAAACAAUUCAAGUGCACGUAUCGAUACAUGUAUGAGAGGUUCUUCGAAAUGCUUUCGUGUGCGUUGUGUUAAAAAAUGUGAUUCUAUUCUAGAUAAGCAAGGCAUCUUAUUGGCACAGGAAAAUAUUGAGGGAAUCAAAGAAGAAAUAGCUUAUGAAAAAAAACUCACCGAUGAAUUCGAAAAAGAAUUAACAUCACGUAUUCAAGCUUAUCAAAGCGGUAUUCAAUGUGCAAAUUACGGUGAAAUAACACCAAACCACAAAUAUUUAAAUCGUUACUUUUUUUUGUAUUUUUAG
Messenger RNA from Rotaria socialis, 552 nucleotides. The record is from the annotation of a GenBank genome assembly. Lineage: Eukaryota; Metazoa; Rotifera; Eurotatoria; Philodinida; Philodinidae.